CUUCUUCUUGCUUUUAAUUACGCUGCAACUCUUUCAAUAGACCUCAGUGCUCCCUGGCAUGUUGUGGCACAAUGUGGUACUACACUGAGUAUGUGCACCUUCAAUUCGGACUUGUCUCUAUACUGUAAAACCCCAUUCAAAAUGGUCACUUCAAAAUAUACCGUGUCUGUACAUACCGGUUCAUUGUAAAAUAUUGAAGUUUUGUCAUCAAACAAGACAUUUUCUGUGUUUUUAUUUUCACUUUUCCAGGUGUGUGCAGCAUCUGGGGUGAGUCUCACUUCAUGACCUUUGAUGGCAAGUCUUACAGCUUCCACGGGAACUGCUCUUACUACCUGGUCAAGGAGAUCAUAGCAAAGCACGAGCCGACCGUGGUGAUCAACAACCACGACUGCAACCUUCCGGACAGCAGUUUUUGUCCUCAGGCUCUCAACAUCACUUACAAAUCCUACCGAGUGCUGCUAACGCAGAGGAAGACUUCGGGACUUGUCAGCAAUGUGGCGUUCGUGAACCAGAAACAGAUUUUUUCUGACUGGAGUAACUCAGUUCUGCGUCUGACCGGGAGGGAGCUGAUGAUCAUACUGGAGAUCCCGGAAAUCCAGAGCCAGGUGCGCUACAGGGGCUCGUCCUUCAGCAUCCACCUGCCAAACUCCCUGUUUGGCGGAAACAAAGAGGCACAGUGUGGUGAGUGACAAUCAGGCUUCGCGCUUCGUUGGGAAUCAUUCACUCAUUCCC
Phyllopteryx taeniolatus (common seadragon) is the source of this 732-nucleotide messenger RNA. Its product is annotated as intestinal mucin-like protein. The record is from RefSeq and is a predicted model, not a curated record. The transcript is spliced from 2 exons. Bases 282 to 689 code for a protein of 135 amino acids. Gene Ontology annotation, cellular component: extracellular matrix. NCBI's taxonomy places the organism in Eukaryota, Metazoa, Chordata, Actinopteri, Syngnathiformes, Syngnathidae.